Spathaspora passalidarum NRRL Y-27907 is the source of this 1992-nucleotide messenger RNA. RefSeq lists its product as uncharacterized. Gene Ontology annotation, biological process: intracellular monoatomic cation homeostasis; protein phosphorylation; intracellular signal transduction. The transcript has a single exon. Lineage: Eukaryota; Fungi; Ascomycota; Pichiomycetes; Serinales; Debaryomycetaceae. The record is from RefSeq and is a predicted model, not a curated record. Gene Ontology annotation, molecular function: ATP binding; protein serine/threonine kinase activity. The coding region runs from base 1 to 1992 and encodes 663 amino acids.
AUGCAAUCAACUAGUUCCAACACCAGCGCCAAGCCAGGAGGAGGAGGAGCUACCACCAGUAAACUCAAAUCGUUCUUUCGAACAAACUCAAAAGUGGCACUAAUUGAUACUUCCCCAUUAUCUCCCACAUCGUCAAUAGCAACCUCUGUAACAUCCACGUCUUCCCCAUCACGGUCCAGAUCACAUUCCCCGCAAUUGUCUGCUACACUGCAGUCACCAGUACGACCGCUACUUUUCUUGCACAAACGAGUCAGCACCAUUGAUGAACGAGAAGGAGAUGAGAAUGAAGAUGAGGAGAAAGAACACGGCGAGGGCGAGGGCGAAAAUGACGACGACAAUGGUGAUGAUGAUGAUGAUGACGACGACGAUGAAUGUAGUGAUGACGAAGAUGGUGAAUACUCACAAGAAUUAGACAGCGACGACGAACAAGAAGAGGAUCAUUUACACCCUAUAAAACCCCGAUUCCAAUCAUCCAAUGGCAAUUUAGCCAAGCAUUUAUCAACAAUUAUGGGAUAUUGUGGCAUGAGUUCGUUAAUGACUGCCAACCAGCAACAAUUAGCCCAGGCGGCUAAUGAAGAGUCAAAACGGACCUAUUCAUUAUUAGGACAUCAUAUCAAGAUUCACAAACUAAGUAGUUCCAUGAAUGACAAAACAUCAGCUAUUAACGAUGGUCAAAUUCAAUUGAUUAACCUGUUGUCAACCAAAUUGACGGGAUUGUUCGAGGAAAAGAAUACAGGCAGUUUACGUCCCAGCAAGGCCUCAUCAUUGUAUGACAAAUACGGUGUAGUGAGGAAUCUUAUCGGGAAAGGAGCAUAUGGAGUCAUCAAGAUUGUUGACCCCAAUACCACCAGCAUUAAAACAAAUACUAUCCCCACCACAAGACAAAAGUUAUUCGUGGUUAAGGAACUCAAACGAAGAAAAGUCAAGGAAACAGAUGGCCAAUUCAUCGAACGGAUACUUUCGGAAUUUGUGGUGGCAUCGACAUUGAAUUAUAAGCAUAUUGUUGAAACUGUCGAUUUAAUGGUUACACAAUAUGAUGGAGAUAUCAAGCUAAGCCAAGUGAUGCAAUGCAGUCAAGGUGGUGAUUUGUUUACUUAUUUCACUACAGGACACACCAUAACCAAUCGACCAGUGACAUUCAUGUCAUUAUACGAAGUUGACUGCUUUAUCAAACAAAUAGCAAAGGGGUUGAAGUAUAUGCAUAACCAUGGUGUGGCCCAUUGCGAUUUGAAAUUAGAAAAUAUUCUACUAACAUAUGAAGACAUACAAACCGAUAAAACAAGAAUCACAUUGAAAUUGUCUGAUUUCGGGAAAUCCUUUGUGUUUAAAACAAAGUAUGACAAUAAUGAACAGUUAAUACCAGGAGAGCAGGGCCCGAUUGGAUCAAACCCAUACAUGGCUCCCGAAGAACACAUUUCCCACCAACUUAAAAAGCCAUACUCAUCACGAAUCAAAGAUUAUUGGGCGUUCGGAGUACUUAUAGUUGUAUUACUAAACAUCAGACGUUAUUACUAUUCAGGUAUAGACGGUGAUUUUGAAAGCCGAUUCUUGGCUCGUGGAGCAAAUACUGGAUAUCUCUGGCAAACUACCGAGCUUAAACAUCAUCAUCAUAUUACUCCAUCCAUUCACCAGCGUGAUUUCCAUGAUAAAAUGUUCAACAUGUAUGUUAAAAAUCGCAUGAUUACCGACUAUGAUAACAAAACCAAGGAAUGGUUGAUUAAACAAAAGUCCAAGUUUCCUGCCAUUGAUGAUAUUUGUAAAUUGGCACCUAAAGUAGAUACCAGUGUUGAUGAUAGCAGUAGUAUCGAACAAGAAGUGGAACAAGACGAGGAAAAUGGGGAAGAGGAAGAAGAAGAAGAAGAAGGUGAUGAAUUGAAUGAACUCCGAGUGUUGAUUAUUUACAAAUUGCUAGACGUUGAUCCUAAACGCCGUAUGAGUGUUGAUGAGUUCUUAAAGAGUGAUUGGAUGACGUCUACUGAGGCGUGUUCGUAG